CCCUCCAUUCGCUCAUACACCACCGCACCACCGCCCAGGAUGAACUUCCAGACCCGGUCCUACUCAACACCCUCGAUCUCGCUCUCCUCGCGUCUCUCCUGCUCGUCGCUGCACAGCCAAUACAGCUCCUCCUCCGACCGUUCCCUGUCCUGCUCGCCCGGACCAUCGACGCCCCGCGACCUCAUGAGCCGUUCCCCUUCAUUCUCACACGAGCGUCUCCACAAGAGCACCCCCCAGAGGCUCCCGAUGUCCAUCCCUUUCUCCUCAGUCCUCCCCCAGCCAAAGGGCUUCUUCAGCCACUCGUCCCAGUAUCAGGAUAACCAAUCAAUCCAUCCGUUCCAGCAACCCGUCCACACAUCUGCGUCAAUUCCACAUCCCGCUACCGCCUCAAGGCAGCAGCAGUAUCACGGUCAAACCAUGCCCUCGCCCAGAGACCUCUUCCCAUCCUUUUCCUCCGCAUCGCGGGACCAGGUGGAGCACCAUCACCGCGAGUCGCCCUAUCAUGCCCGAGGCGAUCGUUCUCCCUACAAUGGGCCUGGUGAUUACUUUUCGAGACCCACCACUACGUCUUCUUAUCACCAUCACCUUCCCACCCCAACCACCCCAACCUCCAUGGACUCCAUCUCUUCCCGACUGCACUCAAACUCCCCCAUGCCUCUAACUCCUCUCCAGGCCUCGACUCGAUCUGUGCACUCGACCGCAUAUACCAAUCCUCCCUCGGCUGGCGCUCGCAUGGUAAUGAUGGACGAGGAUUGCUCGCGUCCCAUGUCACGCUCUCCCUCGCUGGCCUCGGACCACUCACACUUCUCGCCCGAGCUGUCGCCUUUCUCAUCCGAGGGGUAUUACAUGGGACCCAGUCACGGCGGACUGGCCACGCCAGCGUUGACGCCCAGGGCCUCGAUGUCCUCGCUGUCGUCCUCGCUAUCGCGCAAUAACUUAUCCAGUGCCUCGUUGGCGUCGUCGACGACGAGCUCGAGCUCCACGGACCCGCAGCUGCUGAUGUGUCCUGUCUGCAGCCGGACCUUCAAGCCGAGCAAGAACCAGAACUGCAACCUCCGACGGCACCUGAAGAACGUCCACAACAUGUCACCGACGAUCCACCCUCGCAAGUGCAAGUGGGACUCUCUGCCGGAUGGCCGUGUGAAGGAUGACAAGGACCGCAAGGAGCGAACCCGGAAGAGCAAGAGACUUUGGGCUCGCAAGUUCCGUCUGCGACGCAAGGUCGAAGAGGCAGCCGUGGUCCUGAGCAUGCUUAGCCAGACCAUGUAAAAAAAGAGGGAUUUUUUUUAUCGACCUUUGAGUUUAGGGAGGGUUCCUUGACUAGCCCGACCCUUAUCGCCUCUUGUCCUCUUGUUUUUCUUUUUCUUUCCAUCAAUUUGUUUUGAGAAUCACCCAUACCAGUGUAUCAUACUUUUUGCUUUUCUUUCGUUCUGCAAUGUAUACUGCUCUCUAUAUACUACUGUACAUACAUAAUAAUCUUUUUCUGCUGUCUGUCCACGGCCUAUUUUCCCUCCUGGACAAGCAAACAGUACAUCCAUAGGCUACAUAGGCUCUUAUACUACCACCGCUACCUCUCCUAAUAUACACCAUAUAUUUUUUUCCUUUCUUUUCUUUUCUUCUUCAAUAAAAUAUAUAAUAAAAAAAAAAAAAAAAGCAU
Molecule: messenger RNA, 1657 nt
Organism: Gamsiella multidivaricata
Lineage: Eukaryota; Fungi; Mortierellomycota; Mortierellomycetes; Mortierellales; Mortierellaceae
Exons: 1
Coding region: 40-1269 (409 amino acids)
Source: RefSeq, a predicted model, not a curated record